Thalassophryne amazonica is the source of this 999-nucleotide messenger RNA. RefSeq lists its product as uncharacterized. The record is from RefSeq and is a predicted model, not a curated record. The transcript is spliced from 2 exons. The coding region runs from base 308 to 760 and encodes 150 amino acids. NCBI's taxonomy places the organism in Eukaryota, Metazoa, Chordata, Actinopteri, Batrachoidiformes, Batrachoididae.
GCAAGGAACCAAAAUAAAACAUUCAACAGUGAGAGAGCUCAUUUAGGUUUGGAGUCUAAAGGCACCACUUAUCUGCAGGAUUUCUAUCUUCUUGAUGUAGGUAAAGUUACUGACAUUUAAUUUGCCAACUCAGAAGUUUUAUUGAAGGUGUAAAAUGUAGUCAUUGUCUCAUUUUUUAAAUUUUUUUGCAGGAUUUAAGACAUUGAAAUAUUCAGUUUCGAUGUUGCACAGUGUAGCCACCUGAUGCUUUUGGGAUUUGUACAUAAAGGACUGUUAGAACAUUCGGCAGACAUCUGAAGACUCCCACAUGGCAAUGGACACACCAGUGGAUCCUUUAAAUGUGCGUUACAAAGAGGAAGAUGGGACAGUCUUCUUUGAGAGCUAUGUACCUCCUGCACGGGAUGCAGUCCACCUGCCGACCUAUGUCCUCUACCUGCUCAUGGCUGUCUUCAUCGUGCUGUUAGUUCUUUACGCCAUCAUCGGUCAUCUUAUCAAAGACCUCAUCCAUGACUUUGCAGACUGGUUGCUUGGAGAGCAACCCGAGGAGAUAAAAGUGAAUCUUUGCGAGGCCAAAGAUAAGUUUGUAGCAGACUGGUGCCCAGAGACCUCCCCUGAAUUAGAGGAGAUGGCCCGAGUGGUGGAGAACAAGAUGGCUGCUGAGGGACACAUGAGGUCCCCGACCAUAUGGAUCAUCUCUGAUGGCCUUGAUCCACGGGCAAUCAGGACAGGACCUCGUGUCGUAUUUGGAAAGAGGACUUAGAUGCAUGAACAAUAACAAAAUGAAGAGAAUCCACACUAAAGAUUUCUUUCAGACCUCAUAUAUCCUGUAUGAACACUGAAAUAACUGAAAGGACAGCAGCUAGAGUCACUCAUAAUGGUUCAGGGGUGAAGACAUCUGAAACUACACUGUAACAAUCAUAGUUUUUUAUAAGUGUAUGUGAGAGAGGCAAAGACACAAUGGUUUUAUGACCACAUCUAGUGUGUGUUGAGGUCAUUACA